Messenger RNA from Pongo pygmaeus (Bornean orangutan), 6315 nucleotides. It is a transcript of the gene PSMD14, whose product is annotated as proteasome 26S subunit, non-ATPase 14. The transcript is spliced from 12 exons. Lineage: Eukaryota; Metazoa; Chordata; Mammalia; Primates; Hominidae. The record is from RefSeq and is a predicted model, not a curated record. Bases 5066 to 5998 code for a protein of 310 amino acids. Gene Ontology annotation, molecular function: metallopeptidase activity; protein binding.
UCUGCCAAUCUCUACCUUUUAAUUGGAGUUUUUAUUCCAUUUAUAUUUAAUAUACUGACUGAUGUGAAUCCUGAAAGAGCUAAUCCUUCAAGAUGGAUCCUGAGUGGCUAACUGGUCCUAAAUUCAAAAUGGAGCCAAGCAGCCAUUUGCUGACUAGAGAUCACACAUGUACUCUGUAUUCUGAGAGAAGCAACAAGCUUAUGAGACUUUGGGUCAUUCAUAGCUGUCUGUUCCUGUUUACACUGCCUCAAUAAACAACUGCUAGAAAGUCUCUUUUCACCACCUGGACCUAACUGAUACACUGUGACCUGCAUCAACCAAUCAAAACUAAACAAGCUUUUAUUCCUCAUUUGCAUAGCAGAGUAGAGGGGGAACCUGGGUGCGAACUUUCUCUAAGAAGACAAUCCUUUUUGUUUACUUGAAUCACACCUUUGUUUGGUACAAAAGACUGCAAACUAUUCACUGGAAUAAAGUCUCUAUUUUUUUUUUUUUUUUUUUUUUGUGACAAGGUCUCACUGUGUCACCAAGGCUGGAGUGUAGUGGCAUGAUCGGGGCUCACUUCGGACUUCAUUUCCUGGGCUCAAGCGAUCAUCCUACCUCAGCUGCCUAAGUAGUUGGGACUACAGGCAUGUGCCACCAGACCUGGCUAAUUUUUUGUAUUUUUUAGUAGAGAUGAGGUUUUAGAAUGUUGCCCAGGCUCGUCUCGAACUCCUGGACUCAAGCAAUCCUCCAGCCUUGGCCUCUCACAGUGCUGAUUACAGGUGUGAGCCACUGCGCCCAGCCUUUCUUUUUUAAGGAAAAUCCUUUGGAUUGUUGACAUCGAUAAGGUAGGAUUUACAUUUGUCAUUUUGCGAUGUUUUCUUUAUGUCCUGUGUCUUUUUUAUUCCUCUAUUUCUUAAUUGCUGCUGCCUUUUGUUGUGUUAAAUAUACAUUUUCAAGUAUGCCAUUUUAAUUUCCUUGUCCUUUAUUCAUAUAUUUUAAAAGUAUUUUCUUAGCAGCUGCUCUGGGGAUUAUAAUUAACACGUUAUAACAAUCUAGUUUGGAUUAAUAACAACUUUAUUUCAAUAGUACACAAAGACUUGCUACUAUAUGGCUUCAUUCCUCCAUUAUUCUUUCCCUCCUUCCUCUCCCUUCUGUUACUGUCAUAUUAAUAUCUUACAAUAAGCCCAUAUAGACUUAUAAUUAUUGCUUCAUGCAAUUGUCUUUUAAAUCAAAUAGAAAAACGAGUCACAAAUUAAAAAAUUAUACUUUUAUAUUUACUUAUGUAGUUAGUUUUACAAGUGUUCUUUAUUCCCUCAUGUGGAUUUGAAUUACUGUCUAGUGUCAAUUUAAUUCUGAAGGACUCCCUUUAGUAUUUCUUGCAAGGAAGAUGUCCUAGUGACAAAUUCUAUCUUUGUAUAUACAUACAUUUUGGGAAAGUAUUAAUACCGCCUUCAUUUUUGAAGGAUAGUUUUGCUGGAGGUAAAAUUCUUACUUGAUGAUCUUUUUCUUUCAGCACGUUGAGUAUGUCAUCCCCUGCCUUUCGGCCUUCAUGGCAUCAACUGUAAAUCUUAUGGAGGAUUAUGUGAUGAGUGGCUUCUCUCUUUGUGGCUUUUCUUCUUGAAAGUGGCCACUUUCAAGAGUCUCUCUUUGCCCUUGACUUUUAAUCGGUUAAUUACAAUGUGUUGAGGUGUGGAUUUGUUUAUGUCACUUGGCAUUUGUUAAGCUUCUUGGAUGUGUAGAUAAAUAUUUCUCAUUAAAUUUAGGAAGUUUUUGGCCAUUCUUUUAUUCAAGUAUUAUGCCUGCCCUUUUCUUUUUCUCGUCUUCUUCUGAAAUUCCCAUUAUGCGCAUGUUGGUGUGCUUGACUGUGUACCACAGGACUUUGAGGCCUGUUCAUGUUUCUUCUUUCUCUUUUCAAUCUGUUGCCCAGACUAGAUAAUCUCAACUGACCUAUAUUGAAGUGUGCUGAUUUUUUUUUCUCCCUGCUCAAAUCUGGGGUUGAGCCCCUCUAGUAAACUUUUCACUUUAUUAUACCUUUUUGUUAUUUUAUUUUAAAAAAAAUUUAAAAUUUGUCUCUGUCAUGGCAUAUUAUACUUUUUAACUCCAGAAUUAUUUGGGUUUUAAAAAAUGAUUUGUCUUUAUCAUCUAUUUGAUGAAACAUCUCAUACUUUCCUCUAGUUCUUUAGACAUGGUUUCCUUUAGCUUUGUAACAUAUUGAAAAUAUCUGAUUUAAAGCCUUUUUAUCUAGUAAGUCCAGCAUGUAGGCUUCCUAGGUGAGUUUCUAUUGAUUAAUUUUUAUCCUGUGUAUGGGCCAUACAUGCUUGUUUCUUUCCAUGUAUCUUAACUAUUUUGAAAACUGAACAUUUUAAAUAAUAUAAUGUGCAACACUGGAAAUCAGAUUCUACCCGCUCCCCAAGCUUCACUGUUGUCUCUGUUUGUUGUAGUAGUUGUUGGUUUAGUGACUUUUCUGAACUCAUUCUUUUUUUUUUUUUUUUAGAGAUAGGGUCUGAGUUGGUGACUCAAGGGAUCCUCUGGCCUUAGUUUCCUGAGUAGCUGGGAAUACACGUGUGCCACUGCACCUAGCUUAUGAACGAAUUCUUUAAAGUCUGUAUUGUUUAUUGUGUGUGACCACUCAGGUUUCUGCUCAGUUAGCUUAGUGGUCAGCUAAUGAUUAGAGAGACAGGUUUUCUUAAACACCUUCAACCAAAAAAUCUCCCAGUCUUUCCUGAGGGGUUUAGUACUUACGUUGGGACAAGCCUUCAACAAUCAGCCAAGCACUUUAUAUUAGGUUGGUACCAAAGUAAUUUCGUUGAAAUAACAAAACCGCAAUUUUUUGCACCAACCAACUAAAUAAUUCUGCCUUAGCCUUCACUUCUUGCUUCUGUAGUGCCUCAAGGUCACCCAGAGAUUAGAGCUCAGGGCCUUCUCAGGCCUAUCUUGAGUGUUCACAUAACCCUAGGCAUGUGCACACCCUAAGCACCUUCUACAGUCUCAGGAAUAUGUUAGCGUUUUUCAAAGCCCUAUGGACAUCUUAUUCCCCAGCUAAAUACUUUAGUAUGGCUGGAGCAAAAGGUGCUCCAAACAAAGUUUAAGGGGUUUUUUUUUUUUUUGACCUUUAUAAUGAAUGUUAUGGGGAGCCACUAGUGGAAUUUUAAAUAAAGGAGCAUGACUACAUAUAGCACAAAAAUUUUUACCAAUGAGGUGGAGAAUGGAUUAAAAGGAAUCAGACCGAAGGCGGAAAGAUCAAAGCGCAUUCUAAAAAAGUAGCCUGGGGAACAUGGUGAAAUCCUGUCUCUACUAAAAAAAUAAAAUAAAUAAAAACAUAAAUAAAAAUUAACUGGGCAUGGUGGCAAGCGCCUGUAGUCCUAGCUACUUAAGAGGCUGAAGUGGGAGGGUUGCUUGAGCCUGGGGAUGGGGAGGUUGCAGUGAGCCCAGAUGGCGCCACUGCACUCCAGCCUGCGCGACAAAGCAAGACCCUAACUCAAAAAUGCAUUAAUAAAUAAAUACAUAUAAAAUAAAAUAAAAUAAAAACGAAGUGAGGAAGGUCGGAGUUAAGGCCAAAGUGGGGAGUAUUUAGAAGGGGAAGUGGUGGAUUGGAAAAGCUGUUAUGGAGAUUACACAUUUCAUGGUUUCUACAGUGGUUAAUUGGGAGGCCAGUGGGGAGAGGUGAAAAAGAGGCAAGUGUUCAUACUCUUAAGUUUCUGAUUAGGAAAAUUAUUUGGAGGAUGGGGCUAUUCACCCCCUCCUCCCAUAAAAAAUGAAUAGAGAGGCAUAGGUUUUGGGGGUAAGCAUAAAGAUGUGGAUCCAAAUAUUACCUAUGAGUAAAAUAAUCUUUGUGUUUUUAAAGGUAUUAAUAUCUUAAAGCAAAAAUCUAAUGCAAUUGUGCUACUCAAAUCACAGUUUGGAUCCAGGCGCUGUAAUCUUUCCUCACCCUCUGUCCAGUAGAUUCAUCACCAUUCUUGAUUUAGCAAUGCUUUAAAGAUGCUUGUUAUUUGGAACAUAUUGGAGAAAGUGACAGGAACGUGGCAAACAAGCUGCCUUAAACAGAGACUGUACCUAGACCUAGAGUGUAAUAUCAACUUGUCAAGUAUAUCCUCUGCAACUUUGCUUUUUGAAAACCUAGCACAAAGUAGAUCAUGAGUAAAACGUGAUUGCCGAUAAUUACAUGGAGAAAUGUGAAUAAAUGACUCUUUAAACCCUGUAAACUAAACUCGGCUUAAAACAGGUGGUUUGAACAUUUGGGAAACAUUAGUUUUCCCUGAAAUCCAAUCCUUGCAAGGCAAUAAUGACAAGAGGUGGAUAAAGCGGACUUACGGAAAAGGGCGUCUUAACAGUCCCCUCUAAUCACAGCAUCCCCCCUCUUUUUAAAAAAUUUUCUUCUCAGAUAACCAAGUUAAAUCUAGCUCAAAUGAACCUUUUAGUUUUUGAGGAGGGCCAUAAUAGUAGUGAACACCAAAACGAAAGGGGAUCUGGGCUUCAAAAUACUAACAGUUCCAUUUCCUAGCCAGUCGUCUCCCGGGCCGGAUGUGCCGCCGUCCCAGAUCUCAGCGGCGGCUGGAGAGCGCAGAGGUAGGGAGAGAAAAAGGAGGCGUCGGCGGGGCGCGAGCGACCAGGGCGCUAAGUUCCGCCUCACAGUCCUGCCGGAGACAGGAGACGCCGGGCCGCCCGCGCCGUCUGUCCCAAGCGCUCCUCCUGGACAUCCGCCUGACUCCCCGUCGUCUCCAAUUGGCCGUCGGGGAACGGAAGCCGAAGCAGACUAGUGAACCCGGAAGUGCUUCGCGGCGGAGGCCCGGGCAACUCUUUUGAAUGGAAUCGGGCUGAUUCAUCGCGGGUUUGCAGUCAGAACCGCGUCGGGUCUGCGCCGCUGCUGCUGUUGCCUCUGUCUUCGCGUCACCGCAGAGGCAAGACAAGGGUCCAGAUCGCGGCAUCCGGCUCCCGCCCGUCUUCAGGAGAGAAAGAAAAAAUAAAAUAUACCUGGGGAAGUUGUACCUGCCAGAAUUAGCAAGAGCUUUCUUUAAGAAGAAAUUUGUCAAACUCAACAAAUUGAAGGUUAACACCUUAAGAGUUGUAGUUACUGACCAGAAAUAUGGACAGACUUCUUAGACUUGGAGGAGGUAUGCCUGGACUGGGCCAGGGGCCACCUACAGAUGCUCCUGCAGUGGACACAGCAGAACAAGUCUAUAUCUCUUCCCUGGCACUGUUAAAAAUGUUAAAACAUGGCCGUGCUGGAGUUCCAAUGGAAGUUAUGGGUUUGAUGCUUGGAGAAUUUGUUGAUGAUUAUACCGUCAGAGUGAUUGAUGUGUUUGCUAUGCCACAGUCAGGAACAGGUGUCAGUGUGGAGGCAGUUGAUCCAGUGUUCCAAGCUAAAAUGUUGGAUAUGUUGAAGCAGACAGGAAGGCCGGAGAUGGUUGUUGGUUGGUAUCACAGUCACCCUGGCUUUGGUUGUUGGCUUUCUGGUGUGGAUAUCAACACUCAGCAGAGCUUUGAAGCCUUGUCGGAGAGAGCUGUGGCAGUGGUUGUGGAUCCCAUUCAGAGUGUAAAAGGAAAGGUUGUUAUUGAUGCCUUCAGAUUGAUCAAUGCUAAUAUGAUGGUCUUAGGACAUGAACCAAGACAAACAACUUCGAAUCUGGGUCACUUAAACAAGCCAUCUAUCCAGGCAUUAAUUCAUGGACUAAACAGACAUUAUUACUCCAUUACUAUUAACUAUCGGAAAAAUGAACUGGAACAGAAGAUGUUGCUAAAUUUGCAUAAGAAGAGUUGGAUGGAAGGUUUAACACUUCAGGACUACAGUGAACAUUGUAAACACAAUGAAUCAGUGGUAAAAGAGAUGUUGGAAUUAGCCAAGAAUUACAAUAAGGCUGUAGAAGAAGAAGAUAAGAUGACACCUGAACAGCUGGCAAUAAAGAAUGUUGGCAAGCAGGACCCCAAACGUCAUUUGGAGGAACAUGUGGAUGUACUUAUGACCUCAAAUAUUGUCCAGUGUUUAGCAGCUAUGUUGGAUACUGUCGUAUUUAAAUAAAGCAACGAAAAACGCUAUUAAUGAUGCUUUCAGUGUAUAUUCCUCUGUUGUUCCUAAUGCUCAAAAUCAAGGGACCUCUGAAGGUGUACUUGGCUAAAUGUAAGACAUCUGGCAUCAUUUGCAGCACUGUAACACCUUCAGUUUCAGUUGUGCAAUUACUUCUGUUUCUUUAGUCAGGGUCUUUGCAGAUUCUAAAGUUAUACAUGAAUACAUCAAAGUGGACAAAUUUUGUUAAGAUCCCAUUUAAUAUUUGAAAAAAUCAGUAGCACAAAUAUAUUUUGAUUGUCACUUACAAAAUAAAAUACAUUUACAGUCUA